Tauraco erythrolophus (red-crested turaco) is the source of this 405-nucleotide messenger RNA. The record is from RefSeq and is a predicted model, not a curated record. Lineage: Eukaryota; Metazoa; Chordata; Aves; Musophagiformes; Musophagidae.
AUGGAGAGGAUGCUUAUUUUCUGCAUGCUUUUCUUCUGUUCCAGUAUGGCAAUGACUGCAGCUCCACACAAAAUAGCAACAUACAAACAACUUUUCAAGACAAUUACACGGCUAGAAACCACAGUGAAAGAUAAGGAUGUUGAACUGCUGCAUACACCAGAAAACCCUGUGGACGGAUGCCUGUCCACAGCCGUGAUCUGCUUCCAGAAGGGCGCAUUGAAAUUACAACCAGAAAACAGCCAAGUAAAUUCAACAUUCACCCAAACCAUUAGAGUCUUAGGCAUCCCUUCUGAUCCUAUCAGUCAAGCGCACUGUGAGUCUUCAUGUGAAUCUUACGAGAAAAAAACUCCCAAAGAGUUUUUGAAGAGCUUUGCAAACCUCAUCAAACAGUUAAUCAAGAACUAA